Messenger RNA from Cannabis sativa, 860 nucleotides. Its product is annotated as enhancer of rudimentary homolog. The coding region runs from base 212 to 520 and encodes 102 amino acids. NCBI's taxonomy places the organism in Eukaryota, Viridiplantae, Streptophyta, Magnoliopsida, Rosales, Cannabaceae. The transcript has 4 exons. The record is from RefSeq and is a predicted model, not a curated record.
GUAUAAUUUAUUGAAUAUGUUUUCAAAAGGUUGGCCCCAGUAAGAAGUGGCUUCAUGUAAUUGGCCUUGGAAGCUAAGCCCUAUUCUAAGUCUUGGUCUUUCUCUUCUAUUCUCUUUUCUUUUCUUUUCUUUUCUUCGCAUCAUCGGCCUCGCGUACCUGAAACGCACCACCACCAGCCAUUUUUGCUUUCUCUUCUCUAAACCCUUUCUCAUGGCUAACAGGCAUACUAUCAUUUUGAUGCAAACUUCUCAGAACAGAGCAACAAGGACUUUUAUGGAUUAUGAUUCGAUCAGUCAAGCAAUAGAUGGUGUAUGUGGACUAUAUGAAAGGAAGCUUAAGGAAUUAAAUCCAGCAAUUAGGAACAUAUCUUAUGACAUUGCAGAUCUAUACAAUUUCAUUGAUGGGCUUGCAGAUAUGAGCGCUCUAGUUUAUGAUCACUCAGUUCAAGCAUACUUGCCAUAUGAUAGACAGUGGAUAAAACAGCGAACAUUUCAACAUCUAAAAAAGUUGGCCCACUAAAUGACAAGGUUUCAUUGAGCUGGAGCUCUGAAUUGAUGCUAUCAUCUGCUGAUGAUUUGAAUAGCAGAUAAACAAAAAGGAUUGUAUAAUGUAUGAUUUGUGUGAGAUUUGCUUCUGAUAGUUGUGCGUUAAUAAUGAAACUUGCAUAUUAUCUUUCUCUGUGCAGCGCACAUGUAAAAAUAGUAUAAGGAUUUCUGGUUUAGUUUCUGUUGUGCUAUUUAGAUUUUAGAGUCGAAUAUGCACUUCUUUGACUCGUGUAAGCCUUCAUUGUUGAUGAUGGUCGUUUGGUUACAUGACUGAAAAUCAACAGCUUAUAUAAAAAAAACAUUUCACCCUGUUA